AUGGUUACUCACGGCUACUACGGUGGUUACUCGCUUGUUCGCUCCAGUGCAAUCGUUGGCUCUGGGGCGAAUUCUGGCUGCAGUUGCAGCUGCAGUUGUAGCGGUACAAAUGCGGCUUCUGCUAAAGAUGGGGCAAGGGUAGCAGGACUUUCCCGGAUGAAUUUUGCUUCAUGCAACAGCGAUUGGAUGCCAUCUCUCGCCACAUCCUCGGCAGCUGGGGCACGUUCCACAGUGACGCCCGGUGAGGCUAUGGAACCUCUGGCGUCUAGCACGGGCACGCUAGCACGCCUCCCCUUCCUUCAGACUCUGUGGGCGAUGCAUAACUUUUACCGCUUCAUGCCACUCUGUGUCACGGCAGGUACCGCUUCAACCCUUACCCCUGCUGCUGCUGCCUCUACCACCACCGCCGCCGCCACUGCUGCAACCCUCCCCACACCUGUGUCUCCUGCAGCUGAGAUGGAGAAAGUGUCUGGUGCAGCUUUAGCGGGGGAUUCUAAGCAUGUGGAUGCAAAAAAAACGCGGCCUGUCAUUCCAAUGCCUAUCGGCAGCGACACGUGGACUGCGCUUAGUGAUACCGUGCUUGCAGCUAAAACUGGCGUCGUCGCGACAAGACAUAGUUUAAAACGUCCAGUGCCUCCACUGGCUAUUGGCGUGACCGAUGCGGACCUUGAUAAGAAGUCAACAAACAGUGGCCCAGAACCACUCUUCCGCGAUCUAUUGGGCGCUUCUUCGCCAUCCGAAGCGCCCACCUACACCGCCUUUACAUACAACAGGAACAGUAACGAAAAGAGGGAACCAAUCCCCGUGGAUGUACUUUUUUCUGCGCAGCAGCAGGGACAAGAAGAUCGGCAGAAGAAGCGUCAUCAUCAUCCCGUCCCACCUGUCCCAAUUUCUGUGAGUCCGCUCUUGUUGCCCAAUGCAGAGAACACAUCAGGGCCUGGGGAGGGCUUGCCGUUAUUUCAAAAGCAAACUGAGGAGGCUGAAGUUGUCUCAGAUGAGGAGAAUUAUGUCUUGCGUUCGCCCUUUCAAGGGAUGAAGCUGUGUUCUUCCAGAAGGUCACCCACACCCAAGCAGACGCAGCAGGAGAAGAGCACGAUUCCUCUUUUAUCUAAUGGUAUAAAUGGAGCUGCUAGACAUGGUACUCAGCACCAGAAUCGCUUGUUAACGGAAGGUGACGAGGACACGCCUCAGUUUGAGGAGGACGAUGAGGAUGCUCUGGAGCAUAUUAAGCAGCUAGUCAAUAUUGUUCUCUCUGUGAAUGCUUCUGAGAAUGCCUCCACGGAUGCAAAGGAGGUUCCCAAGCCAAUGAAGAAGCUGGAGUUUGACAUGGAGUGGAUGAAUGCCAGUUUUCACAACCAACAACAGACCCCCUUUUUUCAAGGCUUGUAA
Molecule: messenger RNA, 1389 nt
Organism: Trypanosoma rangeli
Lineage: Eukaryota; Euglenozoa; Kinetoplastea; Trypanosomatida; Trypanosomatidae
Exons: 1
Coding region: 1-1389 (462 amino acids)
Source: RefSeq, a predicted model, not a curated record